This is a messenger RNA of Cornus florida, 711 nucleotides long. RefSeq lists its product as uncharacterized. The record is from RefSeq and is a predicted model, not a curated record. The transcript is spliced from 2 exons. Bases 205 to 423 code for a protein of 72 amino acids. NCBI's taxonomy places the organism in Eukaryota, Viridiplantae, Streptophyta, Magnoliopsida, Cornales, Cornaceae.
AUCUCACGGAUGUUGCCGCCCUCCUUCCUCUCUCUUUCUACUCUCUCUCUCUCUCUCUCUCUCUAUAUAUAUAUAUUAUAUUACUCCCAAGUCGCAAUUAGUCAUACCUAUAUAUAUAUAUAUAUGUAGGUGAAAGUAGAAAGCCAUUGAGAGAAAGAGAGAGCUUGGAGAGAGAUAGACAUCAUAUAUAGAAGAAGAAGAAGAAUGACUUCCUGGGUUAGAACAAUCACUUCUCCAUUCAGAAAAGCUUGUACUUUCUUCAAUCACCAGCAGCCCAGGGAUAAUAAGAAGUCUCAACAAGGGGAUGAGAAUCGUGUGAUGGAUCUGCAUGGUGAGGUGAUGGCAUGUGCUUAUGAGGAUGUUCAGGUGAUGUGGUCAAUUUUGGACAAGUCCAAAUCCGGAAGCUGCAACGUGAGCUCUUAGAUAUAUACAUACACAUAUACAUACAUAUAAUAGAGGAGGGAUCAAUCAAGUGACCAACACUAGUUCAAGGUGUAAGAGUCUGGUAGCUCCAUCAUAUUUCAAUAGAUUUGGAUCAACUACCUGGGUUUUUUACUUGUUUUGUAGAUGUAUCAUCUUUCAUUGUAUUAUGAUUUUUUUUUUUAGGGAAUCCCUAUGAUAAACGAAUAUCAUGGUGAGAUAUUUAAUCAAAUGGAAUUUUGUUUUUUUUUUUGUUUUUCAUUAUCAAUGUCAUACUUAAUUUUCUCUUUA